AAGUUACUUCCGGUUAGUUUGUGGUUUUGUCCAGGCAGUUCAGAGGAAGAAGGCACAACCCGAAACAUUUCGACUCUUUAACGUGAGGAAAUGGGGGCCUGUAUGGCUUUGUGCUCCUUGGCCAGCUGUGCCUCAUGUCUGUGUGGCUCGGCACCAUGUCUUGUGUGUGGCUGCUGUCCAUCCUCCAAUAACUCCACAGUGACACGGCUGGUUUUCUCUUUCUUUUUGCUUCUGGGAACUAUGGUGUCUGUCAUCAUGAUCCUACCUGGAAUGGAAACACAACUCCGCAAAAUUCCAGGAUUUUGCCAGGGAGGAACGACCAUACUCGGUAUCGAAAACCAGGUCAAGUGUGACGUUAUUGUGGGGUACAAGUCUGUGUAUCGCAUGUGCUUCGCCAUGGCCUGCUUCUUCUUUCUGUUCUCGGCCAUAAUGAUUCGCGUCCGGAACAGCAAAGACCCAAGAGCAGUGAUUCAAAAUGGAUUCUGGUUCUUCAAAUUUCUGAUACUAGUUGGGAUCACAGUGGGAGCGUUUUUUAUCCCAGAUGGAGCAUUUAAUUCUGUGUGGUUUUACUUUGGAUUAGUAGGAUCCUUCAUCUUCAUUUUGAUCCAGCUCAUUCUCCUGAUUGACUUCGCUCACUCAUGGAAUAAGAUCUGGGUUGAAAAUGCUGAGGAAACCCAGAACAAAUGCUGGUUUGCAGGUCUCUUGUCCUUCACCGUCCUCCACUAUGCGCUGGCUUUCUCUGCUGUGGUGCUUUUCUACAUUUACUACACGCAGCCAGACGACUGCACUGAAAACAAAGUCUUCAUCAGCCUCAACCUCAUCUUCUGCCUCAUCAUUUCUGUUGUGUCCAUCUUACCAAAGAUACAGGAAGCUCAGCCACAUUCUGGUCUCCUCCAGGCGUCCCUCAUUUCUCUUUACACCAUGUAUGUCACUUGGUCAGCCAUGACCAACAAUCCAAAUCGGAAAUGUAACCCAAGCUUAUUGAGUCUCGUCUCGCACGCCAACACCACCGCCACCCAACCAACUGCCAGCCCAGGCUCAGGACACGUGCAGUGGUGGGACGCUCAGGGCAUCGUUGGUUUGGUCAUCUUCCUCUUCUGUACUCUCUACGCCAGUAUCCGCUCAUCCACCAACGCUCAGGUGAACAAGCUGAUGCAGACAGAGGAGGGCACAGGUUCCGGUGGCGAGGGAGUCGUGGGGAAGGACGGCGUGCACAGGGCUGUCGACAACGAGGAGGAGAACGUCACUUAUAGCUACUCCUUUUUCCACUUCCACCUCUGCCUGGCCUCGCUCUACAUCAUGAUGACGCUGACCAACUGGUACCAACCAGACACCACCACACAAGCCAUGCAGAGCACAAUGCCAGCUGUGUGGGUGAAGAUGUGCUCUAGCUGGCUGGGCCUCGGGCUCUACCUCUGGACCCUCAUCGCCCCUCUUAUCUUCCCUGACAGGGAUUUCAACUAAGCACUCGAUGUCCUUGACUUGUUUGUCCUUCCUGUUUUCUCCUUGCACACUAGACAAUUUGAAGGAUGCUAUAAAAGGAUCUACAAAGGGUGAAAUGAAGACUUUGAAAUA
Poecilia latipinna (sailfin molly) is the source of this 1575-nucleotide messenger RNA. RefSeq names its product serine incorporator 2, like (gene serinc2l). The transcript has 10 exons. Lineage: Eukaryota; Metazoa; Chordata; Actinopteri; Cyprinodontiformes; Poeciliidae. Gene Ontology annotation, cellular component: membrane. Bases 91 to 1464 code for a protein of 457 amino acids. The record is from RefSeq and is a predicted model, not a curated record.